This is a messenger RNA of Hydra vulgaris (swiftwater hydra), 2403 nucleotides long. NCBI's taxonomy places the organism in Eukaryota, Metazoa, Cnidaria, Hydrozoa, Anthoathecata, Hydridae. The record is from RefSeq and is a predicted model, not a curated record.
UUAAUAUAAAAUUAAAAGUUUUUUUUUUUAGUUUUAUAAAAUGUUAGAACAUUUUGAUAUCAAGGCAGUUGCUUUUUUUACGAUUGUUGUUGGUUUUCUUCUUUAUAAAAAAAUCUUUAAUGUGUUUUGCGAAGCAACAACGAGGUUGGAUGGCAAGAUUGUUAUAGUUACUGGAGGAAACACAGGCAUAGGUAAAGAAACUGUUAAAGACCUUGCAAAAAGAGGUGCUACAGUUAUAAUGGCAUGUCGUGAUAUGAAAAAAGCUGAAGCCGCUCAAGCGGAGAUAAAAAAAGAAACCCUAAAUGAUAAUGUUUUUAUAAGGCAUUUGGAGUUAGGAUCUUUAAAGUCAAUAAACAAUUUUGUAAUAUCAUUUUUGAAAGAAUUUCAUGAACUUCAUAUUUUGAUUAACAACGCUGCCAUUGUUUGUCCUUAUCAAAAAACUGAAGAUGGAUUUGAAAUGCAGUUUGGUGUAAAUUAUUUAGGACACUUUGCGCUAACGAAUUUGCUUUUAAAACGCAUGAGAGAAACAAAAGGAUUAGUUCGAGUAAUCAAUGUAAGCUCUCAUGCUCAUUAUUUUGCCAAAAUAAAAUUUGACGAUAUCAACUCCGAAAAAAGUUACGGCUCUCAAUCGGCGUAUGCUCAGAGUAAACUUGCUAAUAUUAUGUUUACAAAGGAAUUGCAAAGAAGACUCACUAAUACAAAUAUUAUAACAUUUGCUGUUCAUCCUGGGUUUGUAAGUACCGAAAUAGGAAGGAAUUUCUUAUUAGCUAAAAUUUUUUUGGCAAUAUCCAGAAUUUUUCAAAAGAGUCCUAAAUUAGGAGCACAAACGUCAAUUUAUUGCGCAGUUACUGCUGGUCUUGAAAAACAUGCUGGUAAAUAUUUUGCAGAUUGCAGCGUAGCAAAAAUCCGUAACAAAAUUUGUGACGACGAGGGGCAAUUAAAAAAGUUGUGGGAGAUAAGUGAAAAUAUGACAAAAAUAUCUUUUCCUCUUUGAAUUUGUUAAAAUCAUAUGUUACCUUAAAUUUACUAUAAGUUUUUUAAUUUAAAAUUGUAAUAUUACUCUUACAAUAUUAAUUACUUAUUAAAUGUUUGUAAACUUGUGAAUGUUUGUAAUAUUGUAUGUUAUAUUUGUUGUAAUAAAUAAAAGUAAUGUUCAGAACUUAAUUAAUUUGCAGUUUCUCAGAACAAAAGUUGUACAAUAUAAACAUAAUCUGUUGGUCAUAUGAAACAAAACUAUUAUUAGUUCGUUUAAAGUUUUUAUGAUUCACAUGCUUUGUGGAAAAUAUUAUAUGCAGAAUUCGCAUACUAUGUGUAAAAUAAUAUAUGCAUGAUUCACAUGCUUUGUGUAAGUAGUGUUUGUGAGGCAACCCAGACAGCAAGUUAUACUGGUCCAAUAAUAAUGGCUAGUCGAUGCCAGCAAAUUCUUUAAAAGCCUGAUAAAGUUCCCUUCUUGUAUUGCCAGUUCUGGGAAGCCGUAAUAGGGCCAUUGCCGAAAGGCCAAAUUGCCUGAGCUGAGUAGCCACAAAAAAACCAUUAAUGAUCCAACAAAGAUUUGCCGAAGCAGAACAGCAGACAUUAGGCCGAUACUGGCCCAUCAGUGGUAAAAUCUAAUUAAUGAUGAUAUAAACAGGAGCAUUUGCAUUUACUGGGCUGAUUUUUGCAUCCACCUUGAAAGUUGUUUUUUUUACUUUUCAUACAAAUAUAUCUUAAAACUUUGUUGUUUAAAAAAACACUUUCUGGUGAUUCUAUAUUGCGUACAUUAUAAUUUCUAAAUGAAUUUUAAAAAUUAAUAUUUAUAAAAAGAAAUUUAUGUUUUUUAAAUAAUUUUUAAAUAAAUUAUUGCAAUUAAUUCUUUUGUUAAAUAAAUAAAGUUUUGUAUGGGAUGUGCUGUUACACUACAAAUAACAUUAUGAUCAUGAUAUAUUAACAUUGUUUGCAUCAAACAUUAACCAUUAAAUUAGUUUUAAUGUUUAAUUUUUUUUCACCAAGCUAAAACUGGUUAAAGAAACUUAAAACCUAAUUUAUGGUAACUGAAGAAUGAUUGAUAUUGAUAAAAAAAGCUGAUAGAAAUGUUGGUUUGAUAGAAAAGAAAAUAUAUAAAAUAAUUUGUUUAAUGUGCCACCAUACCAUUAAUGUGCCACCACAUAAAUGUAGAAAAUAUUAAUAAAGCUAUGGCAUCAAAAGUAAUCUUGACACAAAAAUGACAAAUCUCAAGUUAAAUGGUUCAUCAAAAUCUGUUAAAACGGAUGCAAGCACUAAAGAAGACAUUAAUUGCAAAUUGAAGCAGAAAUUUAUAACGAAUCAUGUUGAUGAUUAGAUAAGAAUUGCAGAAAAGCACCAUUGUCGAAUGAUUAUGAAUCAAAUCUUUGUAUUAUAAUUGCGUAAAUAUAUUUUGAAAUUUAA